Messenger RNA from Thlaspi arvense, 1428 nucleotides. The record is from the annotation of a GenBank genome assembly. Lineage: Eukaryota; Viridiplantae; Streptophyta; Magnoliopsida; Brassicales; Brassicaceae.
AUGGAUCUAGGCAUGGCGUACACACUUCUUCUGCUCAACUUUGUCUUCGCUUGCCAACUUCUUCUUCUUCAACCUCUCGUAUCCGCUUUAGAUGGUCAAUCCGUAGAUGCUGCUGAGUUAUUUGAGAGGGCUUCACAAAGUAUCAAGGUCAAGCGUUUUAGCGAUGCCCUCGAUGAUCUAAAUGCAGCCAUAGAAGUAGACCCUGCACUCUCAGAAGCUUAUUUUAGGCGUGCGUCUGUGCUUCGCCAUUUUUGCAGAUACGAAGACUCUGAAACUAGCUACCUGAAAUAUCUAGAGUCUAGACCAGGAGAUUCGAAUGCUGAGAAAGAGCUCUCUCAGCUUCAUCAAGCUAAGAGUGCUUUGGAGACUGCGUCGACUCUCUACGAAUCGAAAGACAUUGGGAAAGCUCUCGAAUUUCUUGAUAAAGUUGUUCUUGUCUUCUCCCCAGCUUGUUCUAAGGUCCUCUUCUUGAUGGCAAAGCUUCUUAAAGUCAAGCUACUUAUGGUGUCUAAAGACUACUCAGCUGCAAUUUCCGAGACUGGUUAUAUUCUCAAGGAAGAUGAAAAUAACCUUGAAGCUCUUCUCCUUCGUGGCCGUGCCUACUACUAUUUAGCAGAUCACGAUGUUGCCCAAAGACACUAUCAAAAAGGGCUUCGUCUUGAUCCAGAACACAGUGAACUGAAGAAAGCAUACUUCGGAUUGAAAAAACUGCUCAAGAAAACAAAAAGCGCAGAAGAUAAUGCAAACAAAGGAAAAUUGAGAGUUUCAACAGAAGACUAUAAAGAAGCUAUAGCUCUCGACCCUGAACACACUGCACACAACGUUCAUCUCUAUCUUGGACUAUGCAGGGUCUCAGUCAGGCUCGGCCGUGGAAAAGACGGCUUAAAUAGCUGUAAUGAAGCACUUAACAUUGAUCCAGAACUGAUCGAAGCUAUACAUCAGAGAGGAGAAGCUAAAAUGUUGCUAGAAGACUGGGAAGGAGCUGUGGAGGAUUUGAAACAAGCCGCUCAAAACUCUCAGGACAUGGAAAUUCACGAGGCACUUGGUAGAGCAGAGAAAGCACUGAAGAUGAGCAAACGAAAAGAUUGGUAUAAGAUUCUAGGAAUUUCCAAAACCGCCUCAAUCUCUGAAAUCAAACGAGCCUACAAGAAGCUCGCUUUGCAAUGGCAUCCUGAUAAAAACGUCGACAAUAGAGAAGAAGCAGAGAACAAAUUCCGAGAAAUCGCUGCAGCAUAUGAGGUUCUUGGAGAUGACGAUAAGCGGGCUAGAUUUGACAGAGGAGAGGAUCUUGAAGAUAUGGGUGGAGGUGGCGGCCGUGGAGGAUUUGAUCCAUUCGGUGGUGGUGGUGGUGGUGGGUACACUUUCCAUUUCGAGGGCGGUUUUCCCGGUGGUGGUGGCGGCGGUGGUUUUGGCGGUUUUGGUUUCUAA